Drosophila nasuta is the source of this 1375-nucleotide messenger RNA. RefSeq names its product peptidyl-prolyl cis-trans isomerase Fkb14 (gene Fkbp14). NCBI's taxonomy places the organism in Eukaryota, Metazoa, Arthropoda, Insecta, Diptera, Drosophilidae. Gene Ontology annotation, molecular function: peptidyl-prolyl cis-trans isomerase activity; calcium ion binding. The record is from RefSeq and is a predicted model, not a curated record. The transcript is spliced from 6 exons. Bases 151 to 804 code for a protein of 217 amino acids.
AACGCCGACGCCGCCGUUAAUUCCAUCAGUUGUCUUGCGCACUUCGAUCGUAGCAGUUGUAAUCGCACGUUCGCUCUUCGCUCGCCGUGUUUACUAUAUCCCCGUGUGAUCGAUUCAGUGGAAUACAAAAAAAAAAAGAAAACAAAAGCCAUGUUGAAGUCAAUUCUCGUUUUCUCCUGCCUUCUGGUGGCCUUCAGCGGCGUUCACUGCGACGAUCUGAAAGUGGAUGUGAUCAGCACUCCCGAGAUUUGUGAUCAGAAAACCAAGAAUGGCGAUUCACUCACCAUGCACUACACGGGCACCCUUCAAGCCGAUGGCAAGAAAUUCGAUUCGAGCUUCGACCGCGACCAGCCCUUCACAUUCCAAUUGGGUGCCGGACAGGUCAUCAAAGGCUGGGACCAAGGUCUGCUGAACAUGUGCGUGGGUGAGAAGCGUAAACUGACCAUUCCACCACAGUUGGGCUAUGGCGAUCAGGGUGCUGGCAAUGUGAUUCCCCCCAAGGCAACGCUCGUCUUCGAGGUGGAACUGAUCAACAUUGGCAAUGCGCCAGCUACCACAAAUGUGUUCAAGGAGAUCGAUGAGAACGCUGACAAGCAGCUGAGCCGCGAAGAGGUAAUCGUCUAUGUCAGUGAGUAUCUGAAGAAGCAGAUGACUGCUGUUGAGGGUCAGGAUUCGGAUGAGCUUAAGAAUAUGCUGCAGGAGAACGACAAGCUAGUCGAGGAGAUCUUCCAGCAUGAGGACAAGGACAAGAACGGUUUCAUCUCGCACGACGAGUUCUCCGGUCCAAAACACGACGAGCUGUAAUUGCUUGGGGGCUAGGACAAGUGCUUAAGUUAUAUUUAUCUAUAACUAUCUUAUGUAUAAAUACAAUAAACAAUAACAACAACAACAGUAACAAGCAACAUCAACAACAACAACAUCGACAGACAAAUAAUAUCAGCAACAAAAAAACAUAUUCCAAAAUCGAGUGGACUGAGAUUAGCUUUCAAUAUCAUUCAUAUUUGUAUAUAUGCUCUCUCGUACAUCAAUACAUACCAUAUAUAUAUAUCAAGUAUCUAUCAACUAUAUGCAGACACACUCCAUAUAUAUAUAGUAGUAUAUGUCCACAAAAAAAAAGAAAUGUUAACUCUUCCAUUUCCACAAUUGAAAUCGGUUCUGUCUCGCUCAAUAAAAUUCCCUUCUAGGCGUAGUUAAAAUUGUGUGUGACGAAGGGUAGAAUAUGUGUUAUAUCUUUUUUAUAUACAUUUAUAGGUUGUUAUAAUCAAGUUUGUAACUUAUUUGUGUUGUGUCUGCCAACUGAAACAUUUUUUGUCAAAUUUGUGAACAAGUGUGCAACAGUAAAAUGAAUAAACAAUUAUCACAAUAAUUUAAUAAA